AUGGUAAAGCUUGCAACAAUUGAUAAUUAUAUUGAUGAUCGUCUUGAUAAUUAUAUUGUAGACGAAGAAGCAAACAGAAAUAAUGAUACAUAUGAAGAGGAUCUAAGUUUAUUAUCCCAGACUAAUUUAAUUUUAGAAGAUGUUGUAAAUCUUCGGGACCUGGUCUUUCAAGAAAGAGAUACUGUACCAUUUGAAUUUUCUUUUAAUACUUCAGAGACUAGUGUUGAAGAAAAUAUCAAUAUGAACUUUAAUCCUAAGGAUCUUGUUGAUUCUGUUUUAAAU
Racocetra persica is the source of this 282-nucleotide messenger RNA. The record is from the annotation of a GenBank genome assembly. Lineage: Eukaryota; Fungi; Glomeromycota; Glomeromycetes; Diversisporales; Gigasporaceae.